Messenger RNA from Morus notabilis, 1772 nucleotides. Its product is annotated as CBL-interacting serine/threonine-protein kinase 9. The coding region runs from base 177 to 1517 and encodes 446 amino acids. The transcript is spliced from 15 exons. Gene Ontology annotation, biological process: signal transduction; protein phosphorylation. Gene Ontology annotation, molecular function: protein kinase activity; ATP binding. The record is from RefSeq and is a predicted model, not a curated record. Lineage: Eukaryota; Viridiplantae; Streptophyta; Magnoliopsida; Rosales; Moraceae.
UAAUUCAUCUUCAUCUUUUCCUCUUCAAUCUUCCCUCUUAAAUACCUCUCUCUCUCUCUCUCUCUCUCUCUCUCUCUCUCUCUUCAACAACACAAACCAAAUCUCACACAUCUUUCGUCCGCCAACACAGACUACAGCACUUUUUUUUUUGGGUGUCGUUUUUUAAGAAGAAGAGAAUGAACGAGAAGACGAGGAACACGCCCACGCGCAUGCGCAUGUGCGUGGGGAAGUACGAACUGGGAAGGACCCUGGGCGAGGGAAGCUUCGGGAAAGUUAAGUUCGCGAAGAACGUCGACACCGGCGAUUUCGUCGCCAUCAAGAUCCUCGACCGCGAUCAAGUCCUCCGCCACAAAAUGGUCGAACAGAUCAAGCGAGAAAUAUCAACAAUGAAGCUGAUCAAACACCCAAAUGUUCUAAAACUUUUUGAGGUUAUGGCAAGCAGAACAAAAAUUUAUAUCGUUCUCGAGUUUGUGGAUGGCGGCGAGCUAUUUGACAAAAUAGCUAAACAUGGGAGGCUAAAAGAGGAUGAAGCCAGAAGUUACUUCCAACAGCUGAUUAAUGCCGUCGAUUACUGCCACAGCCGAGGCGUUUUUCAUAGAGAUUUGAAGCCUGAGAAUCUUCUUCUAGACUCAUAUGGUGCUCUCAAAGUUUCAGACUUUGGAUUGAGUGCGAUUUCUCAGCAAGCCAAGGAGGAUGGACUGCUUCAUACUGCCUGUGGGACCCCAAAUUAUGUCGCUCCUGAGGUGCUUACCAGCAAAGGUUAUGAUGGCACAUCAUCCGAUGUUUGGUCUUGCGGAGUAAUUCUGUUUGUACUUAUGGCUGGUUACUUGCCUUUUGAUGAAGCAAAUCUCGUGGCUUUGUAUAAAAAAAUUUGCAAGGCUGAAUUCGCAUGUCCACCGUGGUUUUCAUCUGGUGCAAGGAAAUUAAUAAAGUGUAUCCUUGAUCCGAACCCUCUUACAAGAAUAACAAUUUCUGAAAUCUUGAAAGAUGAAUGGUUCAAGAAAGGCUACCAGCCGCCGCGGUUUGAAAAGGAAGAGGAUGUAAAUCUUGAUGAUGUAGAUGCUGUUUUCAAUGACUCAAAGGAUCGCUUGGUAACAGAAAAGAAAGAGAAACCUGUAUCAAUGAAUGCUUUUGAGCUUAUUUCUAGGUCUCAGAGUUUCAAUCUGGAGAAUCUCUUUGAGAAACAGGGGGGACUUGUGAAGAGAGAAACCCGUUUCACUUCUCAGCGCCCUGCAAAUGAAAUAAUGGACAAAAUUGAGGAAGCUGCAAAGCCUUUGGGAUUUAAUGUUCGCAAGCAGAACUACAAGAUGAAGUUGAAAGGCGAUAAAACAGGAAGAAAGGGGCAUCUGUCCGUAGCUACUGAGGUAUUCGAGGUGGCGCCCUCCUUGCACAUGGUAGAGCUUCGGAAAACUGGGGGUGAUACACUCGAGUUUCACAAGUUCUAUAAGAGCUUCUCAUCGGGUUUAAAAGAUGUGAUGUGGAAACCUGAAGAAAGUUCAGAAGAAGUUAGGUGGUAGAGGAACCAAUCCCUUUGGGGUUCAAUUCACUAGUACUUCAAUGAUGGUUGUGGAUGGCUACGCGCACCAGUACAUCACAAGUACACAACCGUAUGAUGGGAAUCCACUCUUCUAAGAUAUGGAAGCUCGGAACAAGUCAACUUGUGUAGUUAGACUGCAGUUGGACUUGGACCAUAUGAAGACCUCAUAAUUGAGCGAGGCUUUGGUUCUUUUCCCUCAAUAAUUUUUUUUUUUUUUUUUUUUUUUUUUUUUUUU